Messenger RNA from Echinostoma caproni, 6315 nucleotides. The record is from the annotation of a GenBank genome assembly. NCBI's taxonomy places the organism in Eukaryota, Metazoa, Platyhelminthes, Trematoda, Plagiorchiida, Echinostomatidae.
UUCGUUCCCAGUUUUGAAAUACCCGGUGGACUUCGAAGUGGUAAAAUUACUUUGCGUUGUCAGUUGGGUAAAUUAAAGCGGGAUUUAACCACGACAAUUUCAAAUCGCACUGAACCGGAAGAACCCAUCACUAUGGUACCUUCAGUUCCGGAGGUUGGGAAAGCGAUGCAUUUCACAUGUCAAUUCGAUAACCUCCAAAUGAAUUCACCUCAGGCCGCUUUGCAUCGAUUAGUACGGACGUCGUGGCUUAAUUAUGACAUCACUGUGAGUUAUGUGCAAUUGCUAACACGCCGUCGACGCAAGUGGAUUCGGACACCGGAUCGUCAGUUACGCAUGAAUGGAAUGGGAUUGUGGGGAUCCAACUCGCUUGGUCGAACAACAAUGUUGACAACCAACACAUCGAGCAAUGCCGCUGUUGGUUUCACAAUUGCCAAGGCAAAAGAAUUUGAUGUCGGAACGUACUUCUGUACAUCGUUUACACAAAACAAAACACAGCUUCAAGCAAAUCAGUUCACGAAGUUGGUAUACGGAAAGGACAAAAAGGUUACAAUUGCGUACAAAUCCAUAGCAAACUCGGAGGUUUGGCUCAGUCAUUCGGUUUCCAUUCAACCAGGUGACCUGAUACAUUUCCGAUGUGUACUUUGGUCGACCAAUCCAUCGAAUCGCGAGGCUAAAAGUUUCAAAAUUAGACCAGAGACAGAUUCUGCCGUUAACAAUCGCACAACCUAUAUCUCUCCAUAUCCGAGCAGUAUGAUUUUGCGUGUUAUCGAUGAAUACAGCAAAGCGUCGGAAGUUGGCGAAUUGACUCAACGUUCUUGCAGUUAUAAAGACCAUUCUGGAACAUUCGGAAAGGAAUUGCGCCGUAUAAAAGUGGAGUGUAAACAACCGAGAAUCACUUGGGAACCACAGAACAAAGAGAGCUAUACAUUUUCCGAUAUAAUCACUUGUCAAGUUGCAUCAGGGUGUGAUAAAGCUAAGAUAGAAUGGACGUGGGUAGCCGGACCAAUUCCACAAUUAACAAUAGAAAGUGAUCGAGUUCCGACAGAGCGGAUUGGUCAAAAUGGAGAAAAACUUGUUCUUUCUUUACUGCCCAGAGGAGGGAAUUAUUUGUUUCGUUGCACAGCAUCUUGUUCCUGUAAACAGCGAACCAUAACUAACUCGGCGCAAAUAUCCAUUUUGGUUGGAUCUGAUUCCAUUCCAUCUCAAUCAGACAUGAUGGACGAUGCACUGGGUUUGGGAGGUAUAUCUCAACUGGACGGACUGAGAAAAAAACAACUGGACUUAUUAGGCGCAUCUAAAGCAGAUCAGAUUGGCGAUGAAGUGCUGGAUCCGUCAUCAAUGGAAGCUAGACGGCGACUACUCGACGCACAGUCCGGUGCAGGACUCAUGGGAGGUGGUGACUCACUAGAUCUGGCAUCACUAGAAGCUAGACGGCGACUACUCGACGCACAGUCCGGUGCAGGACUCAUGGGAGGUGGUGACUCACUAGAUCUGGCAUCACUAGAAGCUAGACGGCGACUACUCGACGCACAGUCCGGUGCAGGACUCAUGGGAGGUGGACUCAUGGGAGGUGGUGACUCACUAGAUCUGGCAUCACUAGAAGCUAGACGGCGACUACUCGACGCACAGUCCGGUUCAGGACUCAUGGGAGGUGGUGACUCACUAGAUCUGGCAUCACUAGAAGCUAGACGGCGACUACUCGACGCACAGUCCGGUUCAGGACUCAUGGGAGGUGGUGACUCACUAGAUCUGGCAUCACUAGAAGCUAGACGGCGAUUACUCGAUACACAAUUUGGUGCAGGUCUCACGGGCGAUGGUGAACCGCUAGACCAAUCAACAUUGGAAGCAAAAAGGCGACUACUUGAUGCGAAAUACGGAGGAGGAUUUAUGGGUGCUGGUGGUGACUCUCUGGAUCCGGCUUCAUUGGAGGCCAGACGGCAACUACUCGGGGCACAGUAUGGCGCGGGUCUCGUGGGUGAUGGUGACUCGCUAGACCUGGCAUCACUUGCGGCUAGACGGCAUUUAUUAGAUGGAAAAUAUGGCCCAGGACUCAUAGGUGGUGGUGAAUCAUUGGAUCCGGCAUCAUUGGAAGCUAGACGUCGACGACUCGGUACACAAUAUGGCGCGGAACUCAUGGGUGGUGGUGAAGCAAUGGACCCGGUAUCAAUGGAAGCUGAGCGGGACGUACUCACUAGGAGGUACCGAGAAGAAAUGAUGACAUCAGAUGGAAUUCCGGGUGGUGUAAUCGAUCCCACAACUCGCGCCAUGUUGAGGCAUCUUGCUGCAGAGAAAGCCAAACGACGAUCAGAAGCUUUGAAAUCUUCCGACCCGGAGAAUUGGAUGGAUGUGGAAAUUAUUGAGGACCAUAUGAAUUCCAUAGGCGAAAAUCAAUACAUGGAUGAGGUACGGAGGCGUCCAGUAACCGUGGAGGAUCUUGCCUUUGAACAAAGUACUUUAGAUAGAGCAGAUCGCUCUCUCCGAACCAAGGUGUCCAUGCCACAUCAAAGGAGAAGUUCAUUACAUACCACGAGAGGAAUGGGCGCUUUUGCAGUGAGCGGUGAUCAACCUUUGGCAGACGCCACUUUGGAUAAAUCCGCCGGAUUCAGGGCAACUGGAAGAGCGCACCGUGGGUUCGGUCGCGAUGUUGGCAGUCGAAUAGGUGAUGAAAUUUACCGACAAGAUGCUGACGCUCUAUCGAAAUCACCAAGCAUCUCAGAUUCGCGUGACACUUUCGGUAGAUUCCGAGUGAGAGGAAGUGAAAUGGAUAGUAUUAUUGAUAAAUACGACUAUGGCACAAUGGGACUAGCUGAUCCUUCAGUUUGGGACCUUACUCAGUCAUUAGACACAAAGACACACACCUUUUUGACUGAUGCAAUGGAUUCCACGGUGUUUGAUAGUGAUGAUGAUCGCCGAGUUGCAGAAGCUCCACCAGAAGCAUUACGAAAGCGUAGAGAUUCAUCUAGUGGUAUCGCCAGGUCACCGCAUACAUUCGAAAGAUUUGGGUCCGGAGAAGGCCAGAUCGAUCGUAGAAGUCGCAGGUUUGGGAAAUAUGAUCCCAGCAUCGGCGCAAUGGAUGUUUUUCCGGUUGAAGGCUUCGCCAAGUCUCCAAGAGCCCUUGAUUUGGCAUCGGGUGCACCAUCAUGGGAUGAAGAACAGACCGCUUUAGGUACAAAAACUGAACAGUAUGUUAGACAACAACAGAUAGCGAGCCGGCGUGGAGGUACAAGAAUGCAAAAGGGGCUUGAUAAAGAUGCUGAGAUGUUAUUCGGUGACUCCGUCACACCGGAUGGGUUUGGUCAGCGCAGCACUGAUAGUGAAAGCACUCUUCGCCUCACGCGUUUCCGCAAAGGAUUCUCUACAUCCCCCAGCGACAGUGCUAUAUUGCAUAGCAUCAGUGAAGGACAACGACGUCGAUUAACCUUCCCNCCCCUGAUGAUCGACAGUUGGGUCAUAGUUGUGAGGAGUGAUUAUGACCACGUGGGAAGUCUAGGCAGUGGUCUUCGACAACCUCGUGUACCUGCUGAGGGUUAUUCGCUCAGCGAAACAGGAUCACAAGGAUCAAGUUGGAUGCAAACCCGUGUAGGGACAGCCGGGCAACUUGGCGAUCCUACAGCAUCUACAUUCAGUCAAGCUGGUCAAGCUGGUGGUCUCGAUUCAAAUGCAUUUGGAGUCUCCACAUAUGCGGGCGCGAUACCGCACUCCCAUAGAGAGAAAGCUUCCCAACAAUUGAUACCAUCUGCUGGAAGAAGGCGAAGAGAAUUUCAGGAAAGGUUACUGACAAAUAGAGAAGGUGGAUCAGCUCUGUCAGACCUGCUAACUGCGGAUGUUCCUUUGGGUACUGGCAGGACUGGAAAAGAUAGGAUGGGUAGAGGUAUUUCAUUGGAAAUGGAUUAUUCUACGUUUGGUACCUCGACCGAUUCAAUCAUGGCAGGACUAGGUGUAAAAGCAUCCUCUCCUGAUGGUCGAAGAGGACCUCCAUCUUCAAGAGCAGAUGAGAUUGAAAAAUAUAAGCCAGGUUUUGGCCGUGGUCAUCUGCCAUACAAUUUGUUCUCGAAAUCCGCCGAGGGUGAUGUAGAAAGUGACAGUACAGUUGGACAACAAUCUGGCAAAGCAACAACUGCAAUAACAGGUAGAACACGUGGACAUCCACUUACGGGAUACCACGUAUCACACUCGGCACUGCAACCUGAAUCAGAUCAGUGGUCUGGCAGAUCGUUUCCCAUGACGAAAGAUGGCAUGCGAGCGAGAACUCUCCAGACGGACAGUGGAAUGAANCCCGCCGAGGGUGAUGUAGAAAGUGACAGUACAGUUGGACAACAAUCUGGUUUCGUUGAUCACCUAGCAACAACUGCAUCAGCUUCCAGAACACGUCGACAUUCACUUCCGUUCCAGCGAUACCACGUAUCACACUCGGCACUGCAACCUGAAUCAGAUCGGUGGUCUGGCAGAUCGUUUCCCAUGACGAAAGAUGGCAUGCGAGCAAGAACUCUCCAGACGGACAGUGGAAUGAAAUCUGUUGAUCGUGGCCAGUCUGGUUUAGACUUUGAUUUUCCACGUGAAGAUAGUUCUGUUGAAAACUGGAAGGUGUUAGGUUACAGUUCCCAAAAGGAUUAUAUUCGAUCUAGGAGUAGCUCGUCUUUGAUGCAAAAUGAUGAGAUGCUAGCGUACGUGAGACCAGAAAGUGUUAUAUCUAAAUCUUUGUGGCGGUAUGACAGCGGGUCAAGGAGCUUCCGACUACCUUAUCCACCAAUCGAUUUAGAUUCGAUCGGACAACAGCGUUACCAAAGUAUGGUAACCAGUUCUUCAAGCAUUUCCCAAAGUUUGGCAGAACUGGACUCAUCGUUUGGAAUUCAUGCACAAGACCGGACUACCAUUAAAGCAGCAAAACCUGUCACAAUAGAUACCAGACUUGGAACAAUGGCGCAGAGCUGGCCAGUUACCGAUGAUUCUGCUACCGCUCAAAGAACCGUGGCUGCUUCUUGGACCAACUAUCUUAAACAUGAUCAUGCAAAACAACUGGCAAUGGCGAAAAAACGCGAGAAAACGCGUAGAGCUCAGCAACUUGGUCGAGUGAUUCUCGAACCGAAUCUGAUCAAAUUACCGGGUGUCAUGACAGCACGAUGUCCAUCAAUGACUACCUCAUCAGCUAGGGACUAUACACCAGCAGCUAUCACAUGGAUUCGAGCCCCAUCAAUCCGUGAUCUGAAUGAAGGGAAUAAAGAAGAGAUCAUUCAUUUUUCAACAAAAUCUCGCAUGAUUAAAGCUCUAUCGAAACGGGAUAAAAUGAAUGAGCGAAGUUACAUUUAUCCACCACAAAAGUGGAGCGAUUCGCACACAUUAGAUAUUAUGAGACUCGGUUUGGAAGACUACGGUUUCUACAUGUGCGUUACCUCAUUCACAUCGAUCAAAAAUCCACAAAUCAGCCUCAACGUGACCAAAAGAUCGGAGUAUCCGUUAUGCAUCAUGCCUGAAAACGAACCGCCAAUAAUUAGCCUUAAAGGAAAUUCCACAACCAGUAAGGAUGACACAUGCUAUCCACCAAAUUCGACUUUACUGAUUGAAUGCCAAGCUCCUGCAUAUCAAAUGUUUUGUGAAAAGACAGACCAGGAUACACACGGUGUUCGUCUAAUCGAUACGGUACUCACAGCUCAUUUGCAUGUCAUUGGUCCGGGAGUGAACAUGCGCAAAACGGAAGUCACAGCAGAAGUCAAUAGACUAACUCCGUUAGAAUUGCCUGGUUCUACUGGAUCCACACAAAGAAUCACUAAAUUAUGGACUAUUCAACUCAAAGAAGAAUAUGAUCGUGCCUAUGUGACGUGUAACAUGAAUCCCAUGGUUACUCAAUCACCGCCCGGUGAUGUAAGCUACAUUCCGUGGUUAGUUGAUGAGAUCAACGAAAAUCAAAAAGGCCACUUCACUAGACGAUCAUCAGCUUUGCAAAUUUGCGUAUCUUCCGGUCCUCAACGAAUACAAUUUGACCCGAAUCCGCGAAACGGAACGACGGAGGAGAACGUAACGAUCGUUGAAAUGACUACGAAUCAAAUGAUCACGUGUACAAUUUAUGGUGUCGUAGAUGAUCAGCCACGGAUCUCUGUCUAUCCCAUUCUGCCGGGUAAAUCUGAACUGGCACAAUCACUAGGUUUGAAGCAAAUAGAUGAUUGGUUGAACAAAGCAGACUAUCCUCUACGAUGGCCUUCUUAUUCGGAAAGAAGAAAAGCCCGAUUACUUAUACCAUCAGGCGGCUUCACUUCGAGAAAACAUCUUGUGUUCUAUCUGAUUAUGGAAACAGCCCUAUUCUCAUGCGAGGAUAGUUGA